Molecule: messenger RNA, 4682 nt
Organism: Harpia harpyja (harpy eagle)
Lineage: Eukaryota; Metazoa; Chordata; Aves; Accipitriformes; Accipitridae
Gene: VGLL3
Product: vestigial like family member 3
Exons: 4
Coding region: 159-1067 (302 amino acids)
Biological process (GO): regulation of transcription by RNA polymerase II
Cellular component (GO): nucleus
Source: RefSeq, a predicted model, not a curated record
CCGCCGCGCUAUAAGUGCGGGCGCGGGGCGCGGCGGCCGCCGAAGAUGCGCUGGCAGCCGGGGCUGCGCGGCGCUCCGCCGCAGCCGCCCUGCGCGGAGGAGAAGGAGGAAGAAGAAGAGGGAGGAGGCGGCGGUGGCGGCGCGGGACGGCCGCGGCCAUGAGCUGCUCGGACGUGGCCAUGCAGCAGCCCGCCCCGGCGGCGUGCGGGGCACCCCGCUAUCUGACCGGCGCCGCGGCCGCGCCUGCGGCGGGCUGCCCGCAGAAGAAGUUAGCUGUAUACAACAAGAUGCAGGAGUCUCUGGAAGUGACCCUUCCCAGCAAGCAAGAGGAGGAUGAGAAAGACCAGCCUGCCGAGAUGGAGUACCUUAACUCUCGCUGCGUCCUUUUCACUUACUUCCAGGGAGACAUUGGUUCAGUGGUGGAUGAACACUUUUCAAGAGCUUUGAGCCAAGCCAGUAGCUUCAAUCCAGAAACUGCCCUUACCAAGAGCAAGGCAGGGCUAAGUCCUCUGUGGAGAGAAAGCUCAACAAUUUCAAGCCAAAGGAGCAGUUUCCCAACUUCAUUUUGGACCAGCUCUUAUCAGCCUCCCCCUCCACCAUGCUUAAGUGGAGUACACCCUGAUUUCCCUGUUACUGCACCAGGCACCUUCCCAACACCAGAUCCCAGCAGCUGGCCAGGACAUGGCCUUCAUCAGACUGCCCCACCUCCUCCCCCUGCUGCAUCUGAAUCCUGGCAUUAUCCUUUAGCAGCAUCUCAGGUGAGCCCUUCGUAUGCACACAUGCAUGAUGUGUACAUGCAUCGCCAUCACCCUCAUCCACACGUGCACCAUCACCAUCCCAGCUCGCACCGUGACCCCAGGUAUGGGUCCCUGCUGAUGCCUUCAGUCCGCACAGCCAGGAUUCCUGCUCCCCAGUGUGACGUGACAAAGACAGAUCCCACCGCUGUCACCAGCGCUACCUCAGCAUGGGCUGGAGCCUUUCAUGGAACGGUGGACAUUGUGCCAAGUUUUGGGUUUGACACAGGUCUACAGCAUCAGGACAAGAGCAAGGAAACUUCUUGGUUCUGAAGUUCAGAUAAAUUAAGACCAGCUAGAGCUGGAAUCAGCGCAGCUGGGCGGGCGAUAUAACAGUCGUUGACUCCUUCUGCAUGGGGCAAAGGACACACAUGAAGAUGAAGAGUCAACCACUCUGGUUUUUCUAUUGAGCCUUUUGUUUGUAAGGCUGUUUAUGGGUCCCACAGUGUUGGAAAAAAACAAAACCCUAACUUUCCUUGCUUUCCUCAUCUGAGCCUGCUGCAGCUGGGCAACCUAACUCCUUUCUGCUCCUUUAACAGUGUUUUGUUUUGUUCAGCUUGAUAUUUUUAUGAACAGUCUCAGUUGUCAGGAGGAAGACUCUCCCUUGACUACAGUGCGCCUCAUUUCAGGAAUACAGGAUUUUGUAGCUCUUUGUGCAUCUAUUUUUGUAGAAAUACAGAAAGUUUGGGUAAGGAUUGAUGGGCUAUUUUAGGAUGACGUAUUUUUUUAAAAAAAAUUGUAAAAUUGUUAAGUUCUGUUUAAAGAACUUGCUCUCAGAGAAGCACUGGCAAAAAAAAUGUAUAAAAUGCUAUUUUUAGAUGUCUGUGAUGUGUUUGUGCAUUUUGGUUUUUUUGUUUGUUACCUCAAAUGUCUAUCUUUCCUUUCUUUUUAAAAAGCUAAACCUCCCUUGUUUCCAUGUUACUAGAUUUUGAUGUUUUUGUCCUUUUGUUCUAGCUUAAGCAAGUAUAAUUUGCACCUGAAGUUUCAGUCAAAUAUUUUUUCCUGGUGUUAGAUUGUAGUAAGGGUGUCUUUAUUUUCUUGCUUCUAAAGGUGGCUUUGUGCUGUGCCGAUUGUCAGAAACUUGCAAACACCUUUAGCAUGAAACAAAGCUUGGGGUUACAGGAACUGCAUUUCCAACCCAUCCAUUCUUUCAAAAUGGACCAAAUACUCUCAUGGAUUUAAAUCAGACAUGAGUCUGGGCCUCAUCUAUGCUCUGUUGAAGCUGUUGAACAGAGUCCCCUAUGGGUUAUGUUUCAGGCACUCAUAGUGGUCAUAAAUACCAGUAUACUCUUUAUUUUAAGUCAUGAGGCAGGACUUUCAGCUAAGCCAUUUCAACUUACAACAUCAGUGUUCAGGAAAGAAAUGUCAGUUUUAUAAAAAUGUGUGACUUGUGGAAACAAAAUGUUCUCAACUGGCCUGAUCUGUCUGCUAAGCACUUCAAGGAAAGCGCUGAGAUUUUUGACUUGGGUUGACUUCAAAAUCUGUUUGCCUAACCUAAGAUUUGCUGGGAGUGUCAUGAGACUCCAGCUGAAGCUCUUGAAUUUUGUAAGAACACUGUGCUCAGUGUGCACAAAUUCAGGCUUGGCUGCUGUCUGGGUAAGAAUCUGAAUGUGGAAACGACAUGGCCAUGUCUAGCCACAAUGCUCUGCAAGGUGUUUGGGAAACCCCAUUUCUGGCCUGGGCCUUGGGUCUGACUUGCAUAAUAAUGAGUUUAGCUGAAGCCAGAGUGAGCACGAUCCAAUACUGAAUAAGGGCUGCAAGAUUUCCCUUGACAACCACAGUCCUGCAAUGAGCUGGAGCUGGGUCAGCCUCCAUGCCCAGCCCUUGGUGACUCCAGCGAGGGUCAACGUGUGCUUAGGUGGGACUGAGCACAGGAUCGGGGCCUGGGUUGCCAGAUCCUAGCUAUUACUUGGAGAUGUUGCCUUUCUGCUCUGUGCACCCAGGGUCCCACUGUAAUAUUUCCUAAGGCUCUUAUAACCUAUUAUAUUUCUGUUACCACUGUUUUCGGACAUCCCUGUCUGAAGGACAAACCAGCUAAAUGGAAACCAAGACAUAAACACAUGGCUGAGAUAAGAAACAGUUUAAUUUUAAGGCAACAAGCAUUGUAAAUGUAGGUUUGUCAGGUGGAGACCACAUGGAUCUGCGUGUCAAAGGGGAGGGGGAGUGUUGGGAUGUACAUGCCACUCCAAGGUUCAGGCCUCCCUCCCUGCGCUGCUGCUUUUCUCCAGGCUUUUUGAACUUGAUCCUAUGAGGUGUUGAGCGUUCUCCUUUGCCAUGUGAGAGGGCUUGACAUGCUGGCGCUGGAGGCAUUACGAUUAUGUCACAAUUUGGCAAGACCCUUAAGUGUGUACCUUGCUGAUUUGAAGUUUGAGACAGCGUAAAAGUGCUGAAUGGACUAUGCUUAAUUAUUACUUUAAAACAGCAGGGUUGUAGUUUCUGUGUUGGGAUGCUGAAUUAAAUGUGGUGGGGUCUUUUUCCUCAUCUUUAUAGUCCAUCAGCAUUUCUUUCUCUUAAUAAAUUUUACUCUCAUGACAGUUCUAUAUAUUAUUGCUGCUCUGGUGGAGCUAGCUCCUCAAUUUGUCAAUGAAUUCAUAAUGCAAUAGGAAAACUGUAUGGUAGGGAACAUAGUAAUAGCUGCCAUGUUUCACUUUCGUAUCAGGACAGUACAGUUCAGGAAAUAUCUCAAGAAUAAAAGUUCUGACUUAGGAAUUCUGACAUAGGAAUUCUGACAGUAUUAGAAAUACUGGGAAGAAAAAAAAUCUAAGCUUUUUUUUUUUUUUUUUUUUUCCCCUGGACUUGGCAAAGCGGAAGGCAAAGAGACAAUGCAUCCUCUUUGAACUUCAGGGCUGGAGGGUUUGGGUGGUGAGGGGAGCAAAAGAAAAGGCAAUGUUUCUUUUUGACUUGUAGUGUGUUUGACUUCCUGAAAUAGUUUAAAGUCUAGCAAGAGCAGUCAGUUCAUUGCCUUCCUCUUUGCAAGGUCAGAUGAUGAAGGACCUCCUCCUGUUCGCUACAGAUGUCAAAGCAGAAUGGGACAGGAAAAAACAGGCCCACAGUUUGCACUAGAAUCCCUUUCUGGAUUGAUUUAUUGAGUUGAUGGGUAGUGGGGAUGAGUAUGUGGUGAAGCUAUUGCCUCUUCCACCUCAAGGACUACUGUUAUGUGCCCAGUUUCCACUGUUGAACCUGUGAGUGUGCUGAAGGAACUUCUGUUGCUCUGCAGGCUUGGGGAGACAAGUGCCAAUAAAAACCUGCUAUCAUCUAUAGCCAUUCAUGCACCAGUCAGUUGACUUUGAAAGUCAAAUAAAUUAUUUUUUUUUUCCUCAGUCACUAACCAGCCCCUGUACUAACAAGCAAGUUGAAAGCAAAAGCACAAGUGCAUAGCAGUAGCCCUACUUCUAUGUUCUACAAUUUGAAGGGUGGGAAAGAAAAAAUUCUUCCCUGUGACAAACUUCUAAGUUCAAUUCAGCAGAUUUACACCCCCCCACACCUCUCACACGCACACUUAUACACACGCACAAAUGUGCUUAUGAGAAGCAGAUGCUUUGAUGGUUUUGUUCUUGAAAGAGGAGGGGAGUACUUGCUUGCAACAUUCCAGUUACGGAGAACUGAUGGCAGUGAGAAAGAAACAGAAAUGUUAAGACUACUCAUGUUUCCACAGAUAGGAAAAAAAGGCCCUUAAAAUCAGGUCACCGACAAGUUAUGUGUCUUAACCUAUUACUAAAGGAGUUGUUUCAUUCUUUUUGUGUGUGGUGAGUUCUGAUGCUGUCCCAAGAAAGUGGAUGAUUCAUUUUGCGAGGACUUAUAAAACAUGAUGUACUCUGUCACUUUCUGGGAGAACAUAGGGAAAUUAUUGUUUUAUUUCAAGAAAAUCUACAUACUAUACUCCUUAAA